AUGCUUGGAAUGAUGAAUUCCCCCACCGAUGCCGUCGACUUCUACGCCACGCCCUCGUCGACGAGCCGUUUUUCCAACGACAACGACAUGAAGGUGUUUUCGGAGGCCAAGGACCGCCAACACAUUUCCUACACGAAAGACGGCCGCAAGUUGGUGGACGGAAAGUUGGAGGAGCAAAGCGAGAUCACCUCCGACCCCAUGAAGGCGUGGAGUCGGCUGAUUUUGAACCGCAUCGCCACGAAUCAGAUCCCCAAAGACUUGGAGAAGAAGAGCUCCAAGACCCGAAAACUUUUGGACCGUUUGAGCGGGAAAAAGGUCGAAUCCGAGCCCAUGCCCGAGAUCACAAUCGUCGAGACGGUGACAGUGACGUCAGCGAACCCAAGAUUCUACAAAAAUUCGUAA
Bursaphelenchus xylophilus (pine wood nematode) is the source of this 402-nucleotide messenger RNA. The record is from the annotation of a GenBank genome assembly. Lineage: Eukaryota; Metazoa; Nematoda; Chromadorea; Rhabditida; Aphelenchoididae.